AUGGACAACAAAAACGUCGUCGUUUGCGACAAUGGCACCGGCUAUGUGAAAUGUGGAUUCGCUGGAGAGAAUUUUCCAACAUCUGUGUUCCCAUGUGUCGUGGGAAGGCCGUUGCUUCGGUAUGAAGAAGCACUCAUGGAGCAGCAAGUCAAGGAUAUAGUUGUGGGGGAGACUUGCGCUGAGCUAAGGCAUCAAUUGGAUAUAAACUAUCCUGUCACUAAUGGUAUUAUCCAGAAUUGGGAUGAUAUGGAACUUGUUUGGGAUCAUGCUUUCUACAACGAGUUGAAAAUCAAUCCAUCAGAGUGUAAGAUAUUGCUUACGGAUCCACCACUUAACCCUGCAAAGAACCGUGAAAAAAUGAUUGAGACAAUGUUUGAGAAGUACAAUUUCGCGGGAGUUUUCAUUCAAAUCCAAGCCGUUUUGACUCUUUAUGCUCAAGGUUUGCUAACUGGUUUGGUUAUUGAUUCUGGUGAUGGUGUUACUCAUGUGGUUCCGGUGGUUGAUGGUUACUCGUUCCCUCAUCUUACCAAAAGAAUGAAUGUAGCUGGCAGACACAUUACAGCUUAUCUUGUGGAUCUCCUUUCUCGACGAGGAUAUGCGAUGAAUAAAACGGCUGACUUUGAGACUGUUAGGGAAAUUAAAGAGAAGCUCUGCUAUAUAGGGCAUGUGACCUUUUCAUAUUAUGAUUAUAAGAGAGAGCAUCAGCUUGGUCUUGAGACAACCAUCCUUGUUAAGAAUUAUACUCUUCCAGAUGGGAGAGUCAUCAAAGUAGGCACUGAAAGAUUCCAAGCACCUGAAGCGCUUUUCACACCGGAACUCAUUGAUGUUGAAGGCGAUGGAAUGGCAGACAUGGUUUUCCGCUGUAUUCAAGAAAUGGAUAUUGAUAACCGCAUGACGCUCUAUCAACACAUAGUCUUAAGCGGAGGAAGCACCAUGUAUCCAGGAUUACCUAGCCGUCUCGAGAAAGAAAUCCAGGAUCGAUAUCUUGAUACAGUUCUAAAAGGAAACAAAGAUGGCUUGAAGAAACUCAGAUUGCGGAUAGAGGAUCCACCUAGAAGGAAACACAUGGUAUACCUCGGAGGCGCUGUUCUUGCUGGAAUCAUGAAGGACGCACCAGAGUUCUGGAUCAAUAGAGAGGACUAUCUGGAAGAAGGAAUUGGUUGCUUAAAUAAGAUGAGCCAAGCUUGA
Eruca vesicaria subsp. sativa (arugula) is the source of this 1188-nucleotide messenger RNA. NCBI's taxonomy places the organism in Eukaryota, Viridiplantae, Streptophyta, Magnoliopsida, Brassicales, Brassicaceae. The record is from the annotation of a GenBank genome assembly.